Ilex paraguariensis (yerba mate) is the source of this 904-nucleotide messenger RNA. The record is from the annotation of a GenBank genome assembly. Lineage: Eukaryota; Viridiplantae; Streptophyta; Magnoliopsida; Aquifoliales; Aquifoliaceae.
AACAGCUACUACAGCCUCCUCUUUCUCUCCCCAAAGGGCUCAGUGAUCGAUGAGGCUGAUGAAUGCCCUAACCCUAGCUGCUGGAAUGACGACCACGAGAUUUUUCAUACUGGACGCGGAAGAUAUUGAAUUCGGAACGACCUGGUGGUUCGUCUAUGCCGGAGUUUCGUGCUUUCUUGUUCUCUUCGCCGGUAUAAUGUCUGGUCUCACCUUGGGUUUGAUGUCUCUCGGACUCGUUGAACUCGAGAUUCUUCAGAGAAGCGGUACCUCUACUGAGAAGAAACAAGCAGCUACUAUCCUACCAGUUGUCAAAAAGCAACAUCAACUUCUUGUGACACUGCUUCUUUGCAACGCUGCCGCCAUGGAGGCUCUUCCUAUAUACCUGGAUAAAAUUUUUCAUCCUUUUGUUGCUGUUGUGCUAUCUGUUACUUUUGUACUAGCUUUCGGAGAGGUAAUUCCACAAGCAAUAUGUAGCAGAUACGGACUUGCUGUGGGUGCAAAUUUUGUGUGGCUUGUGCGUAUUUUGAUGAUCAUAUGCUAUCCUAUUGCUUACCCUAUUGGAAAGAUUCUAGACACUGUAUUGGGGCAUAAUGAUGCCUUGUUUAGGCGAGCUCAGUUGAAAGCCCUUGUCUCUAUCCACGGCCAAGAGGCUGGUAAAGGCGGCGAACUCACACAUGAUGAGACUACAAUCAUAAGUGGAGCAUUGGAUUUAACUGAAAAGACUGCAGAGGAGGCUAUGACACCUAUUGAAUCAACAUUUUCCCUGGAUGUCAAUUCGAAGUUGGACUGUGGUGGAGGAAGCUAUAGUCUUUCAUCUCUUCCCCAUAUGAGUGCCAAGUAUUACUAUCAAGUAGUGUUAUGGGAGAUAUCCUUUUCGGGUUCGAUUUUUCUUUGCAUGGUUUAG